Molecule: messenger RNA, 948 nt
Organism: Plasmodium cynomolgi strain B
Lineage: Eukaryota; Apicomplexa; Aconoidasida; Haemosporida; Plasmodiidae
Exons: 2
Coding region: 1-948 (315 amino acids)
Source: RefSeq, a predicted model, not a curated record
AUGCUGCAUGAUAUGGAAACGCCUCCCCUCCAUCCCCCCCCGCUUCAUAGCAGCGUUAACCGGACAAAGGCGCAUACUAAUUUCACUAGCCAAACCAUGGCGGACGACCCACAGAAGGGGAGAGACAAAGAGCGGGACAGUAUGAUCUUCAAGCCGAACGGAGAGCACAUGUUUAGUAGCACGAACGGUCUGAUCACACAGUCGAACGAAAACGUUGCAGCCGAGGAUCUGUUUCUCCAAAAAAAUAUUUUUCGAGAUGUACAACAGAAGGUGACUAGUGGGCCGAUAAAAACGACGACGAUAGAAAAGGUUACCAAAAUACCCAAAGUGGUUUUUAGGGAGAGAUUAAAGGAUAAAGUCGUGAAGGAAAAAAAAAUUAUCACGAAGGAAGUAGAAAUAGAGCAAAUCAUUGAUGUGAUAGAAAAUAAGGAAGAAAUUAUUUACAACGAAGUGAAGGUACCAACAUAUAUUGAUGUCCCUGUAGUACAUCCAAGGCAGGAGGUAUACCACACGGAGAUUUUAAAAAACAUACCUAAAGGGAUCGAGUUGUUAGUGACACAACGGUUAGAAGUGCCAAAGAUAAAGCCUAAGUAUGUCGAAGUUCAGGUACCCAUUUAUGUCCCUUGCUAUAUAGAAGUACCCAUACCUGCUCAAUAUAUUCCUAUCCCAAAAGGAGAAAAGAAAGACCAUUUUACAUGUGGAAUAAAUAAGGACAAAAAAAUUUAUUAUGAAAAUCCGGUGGUUUAUAAUAACCCUUUAAUGCGUAGUGCUCUACAAUCAGAGACCAUCCAGGGGAACUACAAUCAUCAUCUUAACUUAAGUGGAAAAUGUCAUCUCGAUGGGGGGGACAACAAAUCGGAGGCUAUUUACUCCUCCAAAAGCUCUGUGCAAAACUUGGCCGUGGAACAAAGCAGCCUAGAUAAUCUGGUGGCAGCGGGGGCGCAAUAA